AUGACUACAACAACAAAAUCAAAUAAUAUAGUUGGCACCACCACUAUCAAUAGUAAUAAUACCAAUAAUAGCAAUAACAACAACAAUAAUAAUAAUACAUCAACAUGCAAACACAUAAUAGAUUAUAAAGAUAAUGGUGGCAGUAACAGAUUUAAUAUAGUUCAAAAUUAUAUAUAUUCAAUAAAAAUGAAAUUAUUAGAUACUACUCAAUUACCGACACCAUAUUGUUUAGAGUGUGGAAGUUUUAAUGGACGUAUACAUAUAUGUUUACAUUGUGUACAUGCCUCGUGUUGGAAAGCAGGUCAUAUUCAGCAACAUUUCAACGAAAAUAAUGGACAUUUUUUAGCGGUCGAUUUUAAUUUAAACCAAAUUUAUUGUCAUCAUUGUCGAGAUUAUAUAUACGAUAAGGAAUUUGAAGAAAUUAGAGAAAAUGUCAAAUUAAAUAUAACAAUUAAUUUGCAAGAUGUUAAAAAUCCAUCAACAAAACGUAUAAAAUAUAAAAGUUGGAAACCUUCAGAUGAAGAAUUUCAAUUUAUAAAGCAAAAUUCAGAUAUUAUCGAUUACUCGAAUCCCAUCAUAGGUUUAAGAGGAUUAAAUAAUUUAGGAAAUACGUGUUUUAUGAAUUCAAUAUUGCAAUCAUAUAUUCAUAAUCCAUUAUUAAGAAAUUAUUUUUUAAGUGAUAUGCAUAAAUGUGAAAAAAAGAAAAAUUUAAAUAAUUAUAAUUAUAAUUAUAAUAAUAAUAAUAAUAAUAAUAAUGUAAAUAGUAAUAGUAAUUUAGUUGAGAAUGGUAUACAUAUUAAACAAGAACCAAUUGAUUCCGAUGAACAAUCUCAACAAAACAAUAAUAAUAAUAAUAAUAGUUUAUAUGAAAAUAAUAAUUCAAAAAUUUGUUUAGGAUGCGAAAUGGAUAAAUUAUAUACACAAAUAUUUAGUGGGUUAAAGAUUCCAUUUACACCUCAUCAUUUUCUAUAUAGUUGUUGGAAUUAUUCAAGUUAUUUUGUAGGUUACGAACAGCAGGAUGCACAUGAAUUCUUUAUAUCAUCACUGAAUGGUAUUCAUUCUCAUUGUGGUGGUACAACCGGAAAAGAUUGUAAUUGUAUUGUUCACUGUACAUUUGGUGGUUCUUUAAAAUCGGAAGUAGCGUGUCUUCAUUGUCAAUUCACAAGUUCAACUUCAGAUCCAUUCAUAGAUAUUUCAUUAGAUAUACCAAAAUCAAGAGAUCUAGCUAAUGGUAAUGGUAGUGCUAAAACAACUCCAACUAAAUCUGAUGCAAAUAAUGACGACGAUAAUAACAGUGAAAAUUUAGAAAAUGGUAAUGGUAUCAUUAGCGGUAAUGGUUAUCAUCAUCAUCAAGGUAAUACUUUGUUAGCUUGUUUAGAAAGAUUUACACAACCAGAAAAAUUGGACGAAAAAUAUUUUUGUAGAAAUUGCAAUUGUAAACAAGAAUCAACUAAACAGCUUUCCUUUGAUAUUUUACCUGUAGUAAUUUGUUUCCAUUUAAAAAGAUUUGAGCAAUCAAAAUCAAAUAGAAGAACCCAUAAAAUUGACACAUUUAUAGAAUUCCCAAUAACAAUCGAUAUGACACCAUAUACAACAAUAGCUAGAAAAAAAAACAAAUUGAAGCUUCAAAAACAAGAGACUGAAGAAUUAAAUAAAAAUAAUAACAGUAGUGAUAAUGAUAAUAAUAAUAAUAACAAUAAUGAAGAAUCAAAUAAUAGUAAAAAAAGAAAAAAUAGAGAUGAGAGUGACAGCUCAUUCAUUUACGAAUUAUUUGCAGUUGUAAAUCACACAGGUAAAAUUGACUCUGGUCACUAUACAUGUUUUGUUAAACAUCAUGACAAUUGGUAUAAAUGUGAUGAUUCAAUGAUUAGUAGUACUACAAUACAUAAUGUAUUGAAAUCAAAAGGUUAUCUUUUAUAUUAUUUAAAGAAACAAUUAGAAUAUACAAAAUAA
Molecule: messenger RNA, 1953 nt
Organism: Dictyostelium purpureum
Lineage: Eukaryota; Evosea; Eumycetozoa; Dictyosteliales; Dictyosteliaceae
Exons: 5
Coding region: 1-1953 (650 amino acids)
Biological process (GO): protein deubiquitination
Molecular function (GO): cysteine-type deubiquitinase activity; zinc ion binding
Source: RefSeq, a predicted model, not a curated record